This is a messenger RNA of Tarenaya hassleriana, 1353 nucleotides long. Its product is annotated as BES1/BZR1 homolog protein 2-like. The record is from RefSeq and is a predicted model, not a curated record. The transcript has 2 exons. Gene Ontology annotation, biological process: brassinosteroid mediated signaling pathway; DNA-templated transcription. Gene Ontology annotation, molecular function: DNA-binding transcription factor activity. Bases 142 to 1050 code for a protein of 302 amino acids. Lineage: Eukaryota; Viridiplantae; Streptophyta; Magnoliopsida; Brassicales; Cleomaceae.
AUGGGAAAGGUGCAGCCAAUCCGUUUCCAUCCAGUCACAGAAACAAAAUAAAUAAAUAUAAGAAAGGAUCUCUCCCCCUCCUCGUGCGCCAGACUGACAUAGACGCCGAGAGAGAGAGAGAGACAGAGAUCACCGGGAAAUAUGGCGGCCGGAGGAUCAUCGACGGGAAGGACUCCGACGUGGAAGGAGAGGGAGAACAACAAGAGGAGGGAGAGGAGGAGAAGAGCCAUCACGGCCAAGAUUUACGCCGGUCUUAGGGCUCAGGGCAACUACAAGCUCCCCAAACACUGCGACAACAACGAGGUUCUCAAAGCUCUCUGCGCCGAGGCCGGUUGGAUCGUCGAAGACGACGGCACCACUUAUCGCCAGGGUUGUAAGCCACCGCCUGCUGAAAUUUCGGGGAUUCCGACCAAAGCCAGUGCACAUUCUUCUGUUCAACCAAGUCCACAGUCAUCGGCUUUUCCAAGCCCUGCCCCUUCUUACCAUGCCAGUCCUGUCUCGUCCUCUUUCCCCAGUCCGACUCGUUACGACGCUAAUCCAUCCACAUACCUUCUCCCGUUCCUCCACAAUAUCGCCUCAUCAAUUCCUUCGAAUCUUCCCCCUCUCAGGAUAUCCAACAGCGCACCCGUUACACCGCCUCUGUCUUCCCCAACCUCCCGUGGUUCCAAGCGGAAACUUAGUUCGGAACAUUUGCCAAAUGGCGGAUCUUUGCAUGCUCUGAGGCAUUCGUUUUUCGCUCUCUCGGCUCCUUCUAGCCCUACACGCCGUGGAUACCAAACUCCACCUACAAUUCCCGAGUGCGACGAAUCUGAUGACUCAAUCGAGGAUUCAGGCCGGUGGAUAAAUUUUCAGGCCGCAGCUCCUCCUUCGCCUACAUUCAAUCUUGUGAAGGAGAAUUCUACGGCGAAUAAUGCGAAGGGUGUAGACUGGGGGAUGGCGGAGUUUGAGUUUGAGAAUGGGAAGGUGAAGCCGUGGGAAGGCGAAAAGAUUCAUGAGGUUGGUGUGGAAGAUCUUGAGCUCACUCUAGGAGGCGCUAAAAGCCGUUGCUAAAGAGCAGUAAUUGCACCAAGAGUCGAUACCACAGCAAUUCCUCUGCAUUGUACAGUGUAAUGCGAAAGGGAUCAGAGGUGAACUCGAGCAUUUUCGGCAUUAGGAAAAGUAUGGAAAGGCUCAAACUUGUUAUACCCUAUAAUCUCUGCUACUACACUUAAAAUUAUCAGAGUGAAUUCUCUUCCGAAUUAGGUUUCUUGGAUGAUUUGGUGACAGAGUAUGUAGUAAAGUAGUUGUAUCUAUGUAUUAGGCGUUUUGGCUGUGGAUGUAGCCCCUGUUUUGGAAAUUGUUUUAUUCUGCAUA